UUUGUUUCAUACUAAUAAAAACAAAAUUAAAUGACAACUCGUCAAUAAAACUAGUUAAUUGGAUCUGGAGCAGACUUACAACUAUUUGCUCCUUCAUAUUUGUGAUUUAGAAGAUGCUGCUUAUGUUAAGUGGGCAAAAGUAAUUAAUUAAUUAAUUAAUUACUUCACCAAUUUUCCUUUGAAGAACUCAUCAAGUGUCUGCGGAAUCGUAACAUCAUAGUCUGCAUCUGCCACCGAUAGUAACAAGAGAGGGAGAGAGAGAAGUAAAAUAUGACAGAAGUAGAGGUGAGUAAUUUGGUGGAGAAGCUGAUCGAGUUGGGCCGUGAAAUUGAGCUGAACAAUGAGGAAGCAAAACAUGUGUUUGAUCUGAUGAAAAGCUUUCAAAAAUGGAAGGUAAAUCUAGAAAAUGCUUCCCAGCUCGACAAGAGCACGCAAGAUUGGGAGGAGAAAAUGAAAGACAUCAGAAGUGUGGUUUACAAAGCACAAGACACGAUUGACCAAAUCCUGGUCGAGGCCAAUCAGCAACAACUUAAACACCAGGCAACUACUAUACGGGCUGCAGGUUUCUGCCCCUGCUUUAAUGAUAGCACUAAUGGUACAACAGUGAGUCGGUCCACCAAUAGAGGUACUUCGGCCUACAGGCUGUCUAGUAACGAGUCUAGAGUGAUCAAGUCCAUCAGAGAUAGUGUCGUGGAACUCAAACCUACGAAAAAGAUCAUUGUGCCGGCUACCCAAGUGAGCCGUAGUCCACCUAAAACAACUCAUCAGCCGGAAAAGAAAAAUCCCAGCUCGGAAGAGGAUGACAGUUUUGGCUUUGAAGAGGAGGCAAGUACUGUGAUCAAUAGGCUCAUUGGAGGACCAAAGAAUAUUGAGACCGUCCCAAUUAUUGGUAUGCUUGGCAUUGGCAAAUCAACGUUGGCGAGAAAGGUUUCUAAGGAUCCAAGAAUUGUAAACGAAUUUCCCAAUUGCAUUUGGGUUGAUGUCUCUCAAACAUAUAAUACAAAGGAGAUUUUGCUCAAAAUUCUUGGGGAUCUUAAAAAGGAACUUGACAGUACAAAGACCGAGGGCCAAUUAGCUAAUGAAAUUCGUAUGUCUUUGGAUAAUGGACGGUGUUUAAUCAUUUUGGAUGAUGUGUGGAACCAAAACAUUGUGUCCUUCUUUUUCGAAUCCAUUGUCCCCCGAAACUACAAUAGCCACAGAAUCAUGAUAACUACUCGGGAUGAAGAUGUGGCUACGCAUAGAAAUGUUCAUAAGCUAAACAUUCUGGACAAGGAUCGCAGUUGGCUUUUACUCGAAAAGAAGGUUAUCAAAAAAGGAAGUUGCCCAAGACCUGAUUUUGAAGAACCAGGAAGAGCCAUAGCUGAAAAAUGUGGUGGAUUACCUUUUUCUAUAGAGGUAAUUGCAGAAGACUUGGCAAAAAAGAAAGCAAAAUGGGAAUGGGAUAAGGUGAUACAGGACAACAUAGGAGAAAGCCUUAUAAAGAGAGAAGACUUGUUGAAAUCGGUGAAGAAGAGUUACGAUAUGUUAUCUUGUCGUGCCAAGGCAUGCUUCCUGUAUUGUGCUACUUUCCCAAAGGACCAUGACAUCUCUGCAUGGAAAUUGAUCCGCUUGUGGAUCGCAGAAGGAUUCGUAGAGCAUGACAAGAAUUUAACCCCGGAGAAGCAAGCAGAAAAUUACUUGAAUGAUCUUACUAAGAAGAACUUAGUGAUGAUAAAGGCGCGUACAUGUGAUGGUAGAAUUAAAAAGUGUCGUAUUCACAACUUGUUGUAUGAGUUUUGCAAGAAGGAAGCAAGUAAAGAAGACCUCUUCCAUGAAUUCACGAAAGCACAUCCUGACAAUUCUGCUGAGGCAAUACAAGGUUCAAACAUCUCUCGACGUCUUUCCAUUGGUUCUUCUUCUCUGUACAGCAUUCUCUCCUCAUUUUCUAAAGAACAACGAAUGGAGAAUGUCAGGUCCUUCUUAUGUUUUGGCCCAAAACCAAUAGAGAUGCCUGGGCAAAUCCCAAAAGCCAUUCAAGAAGCCUUGCCGCUUGUCAAAGUCCUCGAUGUGGAAUCGAUACCAUUUAACUUCCCCGUGGAUUUCCACCAGCUAUUGCAUUUGAGAUAUGUUUCUUUCUCAGGGAAUAUCAAGGCGCCUCCACAACACUAUGGUAUGUUUUGGUACUUAGAAACUCUUAUUAUUAACACAAGUACUAGUCACGACUAUACUACAUCACCACUUGAAGUAGAUAUAUGGAGUAUGUUAAGAUUGAGGCAUCUGCACACAAAAGUCCCAGCUAAAUUGCCUUCUCCCAGUGAUAAAACAAGCAACACAUGUCACAUACAAACACUCUCAGCCAUUGCUCCGCAAUGUUGUACAAAGGAAGUGUUGGCCAGGGCAGUCAAUCUGGGAAAAUUAGGCAUUCGGGGUGAUGUUGUUUCACUUCUUAGUACCAACACUAGCAGAUUGAGUGAACUUGAAAUGUUGGAGCAGUUGGAAAGUCUUAAGAUUGUGAGUGAAUUUCAGUACGCUGGUAACACCAUCCUUCGUUCAGUACUUCCCAAGACCUUGAGGAAGUUGACAUUCUCCGGUACCCAGUUAGACUGGAGUCACAUGUCUAUAUUAGCAAAGCUCGAGUUCCUUCGAGUCCUAAAGUUGAAAGAAAAUGCAUUCAAGGGACAACAUUGGGAGGCGGAAACUAAUAUCAGUUUCACAAGUCUCCAAGUCCUAUGGAUACAGAAGACAGACUUGAAAAUCUGGACAGCUCUGGAAAGCAACUUUCCCGUACUCAAACGGCUAGUUCUUAUAUCAUGUGAAGAACUCGUGGAACUACCUGAUAGCCUCGCUGCUAUAGACGAUCUUCAGUUCAUCAAACUCAAGGACACUCCCAAUGCAGUCGCAUCCGCAAAACAGAUAGUGGAGAAUAAGAGACAAGAUAUCAAGCUUACUGUAAUCCCACCUGAUCCUGAUAAUCUCGUUGACUGAAUAAGGGCCCUUUAAUAAAGAGGCCUCAAGCUUUUGGUGAAGUGAAGGAAGGUCUAUACUUGAUUCAAAUUAUUCCUAAAGAUUCUAGUGGGAACCAAGAAAUUUACAAGGAUUCUAAAGUCUUUUCUAACUUUAACAGUACUGUUUCUGGUCCCAGUUCAGUUUCACAUUGUUUUCCAGUCUGUUUUAAUGUUAAUUCUAAUGUAAGGUUAUGACAUAUAAGACUUGGGCAUUUGCCUUAUGACAUAUAAGACUUGGGCAUUUGCCUUAUUCAUCAAUGAAAAAUGUUCAUUUCCUUAUAAUUCCGUCUAAUUAUGAUUGUCAUUGUGAAAUCUGUCCUUUAGCUAGGCAAACUAGAUUACCUUUUCCUAUCAGUCAAGUCACUUCUCAAUCUAUUUUGAUUUGGUUCAUAUAGACACUUGGUGUCCAUACAAGUCACAUACUUAUAACAAUUAUAGGUAUUUCUUGACUAUAGUAAAUGGCUACAGCAGAGGAGCCUAGACAUACCUGCUAGCAACUAAGAGCUAUGUAUUUUCUAUUAUUCAAUGUUCCUUGAAAAUGACUGAAAGAUAAUUUCACAUAAGGGUAAAGAUUAAUAAUGCAAUGGUGUUGGGUAGGAGUACAGAGGCAUCAAAUUUUUUAACUUCUCAAUGAAUCAUACAUCAGACAUCCUGUGUUACUACUCCACAACAAAAUGGGGUAGCUGAAAGGAAACACAGACAUUUUCCUGAAAUUUCUAGGGCUUUUAUGUUUCAAUCUAGAGUUCCUAUGAUUUAUUGGGGGAGAGUGUAUACUCACUGCCACAUUUCUAAUCAACAGGCUGCCUUCCAAGGUUCUUAAAGGUAAAACUCCUUGUGAAAUUCUAUUUGGUAAAGCAUCUUCUUAUCAAUUAUUAAGAUGUUUUAGUUGCUUAUCCGUUGCUAACACUUUAUCUCAUGGAAGGAGUAAAUUUGAUCCUAGAGCCACUAGGCGUGUCUUUUUAGGAUACCCAAGUGAUCAAAAAGGGUACAAACUUCUUGACAUAACUUCUAGGAAAUUUUUUGUGUCAAGAGAUGUUCAAUUUAUAGAACAUGUGUUUCCUUUUGCUUUUGACCAUUCACAUAUCCCUAUUCCUACUUUUCCUAUCCACACAGAAAAAGACCAUUAUUUCACUCCAGCAUCUCUUGUUUCUUCUAACCCCGUUAAACCAAAUUCCAACUUACCACCUUCUAACCUUUCUGAACCAACACUUGAGCAUUCUAAUUCUUCUUCUCCAACCGUUACACCAUCUUUUACUUCAUAACAAUAUGUUUCACAACCCUUAACUCCUCCUAGAAGAUCUCAAAGGAGAAACAUUGGUGAACUACCUUCACAUCUCAAAGACUAUAUUUGCAACACUAGUUAUCUUAGUGAUAUGACUGAAUCUUGUUUUGCUACCUACUAAACCCAUAUGUCUAUCAAUUUCUACUCUUUCCACAGCCAACCAAGCUAUACUACAUUCUAUUCCCUCCAUCAUUGAACCCAACAACUACUCUCAGGCAUGUACACAUCUAGGUUGGGUGAAUGCAAUGCAUGAUGAGAUUGAUGCUUUAAAACUCAAUCAGAAUUGGGACGUUGUUCAUUUUCCACAAGGUAGAAAGGCAUUGCCUUGUAAGUGGGUCUAUAAAGUGAAAUAACAUGCGGAUGGAUCUCUUGAAAGGCUAAAGACAUGCUUAGUAAUCAGAGGUGAUAUUCAGCAAGAGGGGAUUGAUUUCAAUGAUACUUUUUCCCCAGAGGUCAAAAUGACCACCAUCAGAUGUUUGCUGGCAAUUGCAACCAAAAAGAAAUGGGAAAUCUCACAAUUUGAUGUGAAUAAUGCCUUCUUGCAAGGAACUUUUCAAGAAGAGGUCUAUAUGAAAUUCCGUGCAGGAAUAGAACCUCCUCAACCUAAUAUGUUUUGUCGACUUAAAAAGUCACUCUAUGGUUUAAAGCAAGCCUCAAUGCAAUUGUAUGUCAGGCUUGCCGGAGCCCUAAACUUCAUAGGUUAUAUAGCCUCCCUCAGUGAUUAUUCCUUAUUCUUUAAAUAAUUAGGAGGUCUCUAUCGUAGCUCUCUAUGUCGAUGAUAUUUUGAUUACAGGGGAUGCUACUGAUGAGAUACAUAACCUUAAGGAUUUUUUUCAUUCUGAGUUUAAAAUUUAGGAUCUCGGCUCACUACAUUACUUUUUGGGAAUGGAAAUUCUACGGGAAGAAGAGGGAAUCAUAAUGAGUCAACGAAAAUAUACCUUAGAUUUAAUCAAUGAAUUCGAUGUUUCACACCUUCCUCCAACUUCUUCUCUGUUAGAUCCUUCAGUUAAGUUCUCUGCCUAUUCAGAAAAUCACAUGUCAGAUCCUACACUUUCCAGGCAUCUCAUUAGUAAGCUCAAUUAUUUGACUCAUACUAAACCAGAUCUGUGUUUUGCUGUUUUGACUCUCAGUUAAUUUAUGCAACCUCCUAGCAUCGAACAUUUCAAAGAAGGAUUGCGAGUCGUAAGUUACUUGAAAGCAUAUCUGAAUCAUGGCAUCUUUCUCAAUGUUUCACCCUCCUUCUCUCUCGCUGCUUAUUGCGAUGCAGACUGGGCCGUACUACGCGAAGGUCAGUCAGUAGAUCUUUUAUAAGCUUGGGAGGUUCACCAGUCUCCUGGAAAUCAAAUAAACAAUCUUCCAUUUCUCUUUCUUCCAUUUCUCUUUCAUCUGCAGAGGCUGAAUAUCGAUCAAUGAGGAGAUUAAUUGCGGAAUUGACCUGAAUGACAAGAUUGCUUACCGAUCUAUCCAUUCUUCCCCCUCUUUCUGUUCCAGUUUACUCCAACAGUCAAGCAGCCCUACAUAUAGCUCGAAAUCCGAUUUUUCAUGAGCGAACAAAGCACAUUGAGAUUGACUGUCACUUAGUUCGUUAACAAUAUCUCUCAGGCUUGAUAUAUCUUUCCUUUGUUCCAUCUAAGGACAAAUUCGUCGACAUUUUCACCAAAUCCCUUCCCAGACCUCCUCACCAUCAGAGUUUGUGCAAGUUGGGUGUCACUUCUUUCCCCUCCAACUUGAGGGGGAUGUUAGAAAUCACGAUGGUUAAUUUGGCUUAAUGUUUGGGACACAUAGAAGGCCCAACAGCUGAAUGUUUUCUUUGUUUUCUUUCAUUGAUUAGCUUAGAAUAGAAAGUUCUUUUAUUUUUGUAUAGCUUAUAAGAGUUUUAUUGUUUAGCUUUCCUUUAUUUUGAUUGUUUAGCCUAAAAGAGAAGGUUCCUUCCAUUCGAUUAGCUUGUAUAAAUAAAUGUGAUUGGCAAGGAAUAUACAGAGAAGAAAAUUUCCAAAUACUAUCUCUAGUUUUUACAUACUACUCCUUCCUUCCUAAUUUAUAUAGCAUUGUUUGACUGGACACAAAGUCUAUAAGUACUAUGUAAUACUUUUUUGAAUGAAUAAAGAAGAAAUAAGGUCUUUGCUC
Messenger RNA from Capsicum annuum, 6393 nucleotides. RefSeq names its product putative late blight resistance protein homolog R1B-14. Bases 271 to 2964 code for a protein of 897 amino acids. The transcript has 4 exons. Gene Ontology annotation, molecular function: ADP binding. The record is from RefSeq and is a predicted model, not a curated record. Gene Ontology annotation, biological process: defense response to other organism. NCBI's taxonomy places the organism in Eukaryota, Viridiplantae, Streptophyta, Magnoliopsida, Solanales, Solanaceae.